Penicillium odoratum is the source of this 588-nucleotide messenger RNA. RefSeq names its product CCDC12/cwf18 family protein. The transcript has a single exon. Gene Ontology annotation, cellular component: U2-type spliceosomal complex; post-mRNA release spliceosomal complex. NCBI's taxonomy places the organism in Eukaryota, Fungi, Ascomycota, Eurotiomycetes, Eurotiales, Aspergillaceae. Bases 1 to 588 code for a protein of 195 amino acids. The record is from RefSeq and is a predicted model, not a curated record.
AUGUCGUCGAGUCACGCCUCUCUUGAUGCGGCAUCCAGCGACCGCAAAGCCCGCCUCGCCAAGCUCGCGGCCCUGAAGCGCAAACAACCCGAGCCCGAUACUCAGGAACCGAGCACAGUCAAUGGUGAAUCAAGUGAGCCGAUCUCAGAAGUGACAACAAAAUUCCUUUCCGGGCGGAACUAUGACGUCGAGGCCCGCGGGCCGAAACUAGGCUUUGAGCAAGGUCCGCAAGAGGGCCAAGUGACUGUUGAAAUGCAGGCAGCCCAGAUCGCGGAGGCUGUGAAGGAACAGUCUCAGAAGGAGGAAGAUGUCGACCAACCAGUUGAUCUAUUCAAACUACAACCGAAGAAACCCAACUGGGACUUGCGGCGAGAUUUAGAUGAGAAGCUCAAGACUCUCAACGUGAGGACGGAGAAUGCUAUUGCCCGCCUUGUUCGACAGCGGAUAGAGAAUGCCCAACGUGAGGCAAAGCAGCGAGGGGCUGUUUCGAAUGGAGAUGACCAAGGGGAGGAAGUGGGCAUCGAAGGCCAGAUGCUGGUGGAGGGGAUCCAUGUUCGUGAACAGGAGGAAGAAGAAGAUGAGGACUGA